AUGACCUCCUCAAUGUUGCUGAUGCUUCUCCUUGUGUGGCUCCAUUCUGGUCUUUGGUUCAGCGCUGACAGUUUCAAGAGAUGGGUAAUUGGGGGCAAGGAAGCGAGGCCCCAUUCUUGGCCCUUCAUGGCUUCCAUCCAGUUGAACAGGGAGCAUUUCUGUGGCGGGUUCAUAGUACGGCGCCAGUGGGUUAUGACAGCAGCUCAUUGCCUAAUUCCCAGGCAGUCAUCCUCUGCUCGGGUUGUGCUUGGCGCCCACUCUCUCAAAAUUCAUGAGGCCUCUCAGCAGAUCUUGGGUAUCCAGGAGUCUAUUGCUCACCCGAACUACGAUCCUGGAACAGUGAAAAAUGACAUCCGUAUGCUCAAAUUGAAUGGGUCAGUCAUUUUCAACCAGUUCGUCAAACGCGUUCUGCUCCCCCCUCCAGAGACUGACCUCUUGCCUGGACUCACCUGCCAAGUGACCGGCUGGGGAGAUGUUUCGAAUUUUGGAACUAUCCCUACCACACUGAUGGAAGCCAACACAACAGUUGUCCGGAGGGAAGUGUGCAAUGCCUCGUGGGCUGGACACGUAUUCGACUGCAUGAUCUGUGCAGCAAACAAGAACAAUGCCCUGCGCGGAUUCUGCUCGGGUGAUUCCGGUGGACCCCUUAUUUGUGGAAACAGAGUACAUGGGAUCGUUUCCUUCAACGGAAAGAGAUGUGGGGAUCGGCGUUUUCCAGAUGUCUAUACCAGGAUCUCAAAAUAUAUCAGCUGGGUCCAUGAAGUGAUGGAGAUAUUUUGAGGGGAGGGUGUGGGAGCAGCUGCAUUGGGUACUGUAGGA
This is a messenger RNA of Eublepharis macularius, 819 nucleotides long. RefSeq names its product serine protease 57-like. Bases 1 to 780 code for a protein of 259 amino acids. The record is from RefSeq and is a predicted model, not a curated record. Lineage: Eukaryota; Metazoa; Chordata; Lepidosauria; Squamata; Eublepharidae. The transcript has 5 exons. Gene Ontology annotation, molecular function: serine-type endopeptidase activity. Gene Ontology annotation, biological process: proteolysis.